Molecule: messenger RNA, 1246 nt
Organism: Spea bombifrons (plains spadefoot toad)
Lineage: Eukaryota; Metazoa; Chordata; Amphibia; Anura; Pelobatidae
Gene: PSME3
Product: proteasome activator subunit 3
Exons: 11
Coding region: 78-842 (254 amino acids)
Biological process (GO): positive regulation of endopeptidase activity; regulation of G1/S transition of mitotic cell cycle; regulation of proteasomal protein catabolic process
Cellular component (GO): proteasome activator complex; nucleoplasm; cytoplasm
Molecular function (GO): endopeptidase activator activity
Source: RefSeq, a predicted model, not a curated record
UGACGUCACUUCCGGAACUGUAAUAUCACAUAGCCGGUGUGGGCUACCAGCAUUAAACUGACUGUGUUGACUUCGCCAUGUCUUCUCUGCUGAAAGUAGAUCAGGAGCUCAAAAAAAAGGUCGAUUGUUUCAGAGAGAGAAUAACAAGUGAGGCUGAAGAUCUUGUUGCUGGCUUUUUCCCAAAGAAACUAUUAGAACUGGAUGGCUUUCUUAAGGAACCCAUAUUAAACGUUCAAGAUCUAACCCAGAUCCAUUCUGAGAUGAACUUGCCUGUUCCAGAUCCUAUCUUACUCACUAACAGCCAUGAUGGAUUGGAUGCUCCGACUUUGAAGAAAAGGAAACUGGAAGAUGCAGAUGAUACCUUUACAGGCACAAAGGUUUUUGUGAUGCCCAACGGCAUGCUGAAGAGCAACACACAACUGGUGGAGAUAAUUGAGAAAGUUAAGCCAGAAAUUAGGCUGCUAAUCGAGAAAUGCAACACGGUGAAAAUGUGGGUACAAUUGCUUAUCCCAAGGAUAGAAGAUGGUAAUAAUUUUGGAGUUUCCAUUCAGGAAGAGACUGUGGCAGAGCUACGGACAGUAGAGAGUGAGGCAGCAUCAUACCUUGACCAGAUUUCCAGGUACUACAUCACUCGAGCAAAACUGGUGUCUAAAAUAGCAAAAUAUCCUCAUGUGGAAGAUUAUCGACGUACAGUGACGGAAAUAGAUGAAAAGGAAUACAUCAGCUUACGUCUAAUUAUAUCCGAGUUAAGGAACCAAUAUGUAACAUUACAUGAUAUGAUUCUGAAGAACAUUGAAAAAAUCAAGAGACCAAGAAGCAGCAAUGCUGAAACUCUAUAUUAACCAUCCCCCAAAUCCCUGUAUUUUCCAGUCUGUUUUUUUCUUCCUCCCACCCUUAAGCUGAAAAGAAAAACACACCAUCAUUGCCUUGUUUGAACUUGUGACAUCUCCACCAUCAAGGAAAACUGACCUGGAGACUGCACAAUACACUGGGGGGUUUUAUAAAAAAAUAAAAAUUUGGGAAAAUGUCUUGUUUCUAGAUUUAACCAGAAUAUGCAUGUUGAAAAUGCCACCCGACAACAGGCGUUUAACAGAGCCUUAUUUGUUUUAAUGUACUUGCAGAUUAUUUUCUAACUUUUCUUAUUCUAACAUGAGAAAAGUAUGUUUGUGAUAAAGUGCCAUCCUUCAUGUGAGUUGUAAAUGGUCUUCCUGGCUGAAGUGUAUUAAAAACAUGACUAGUUGUUCAA